AUGUUCCCCCCUACAUCCUUGUUGACAACUCUCCUUCUAGCUUUGUCAAUCGCGGCAUCGCCUGUUGAAGUUCGCAAUUCUCCCGUCACCCUCCCCAUCGUCAGGAAGCUAAACGUUUCCGAUGGAACCAUCAAUCUCUUGAAGCGUGAUAAAUCUUACGUUGUUGCCAUUCAGGAACGCUCCUUUAGCGCGCUUGACCGCCGUGAUGAUAGCGUUCCUGUGACCAACGAUGCUGCGGUAGGCUCCUACAUCGUACAAGUUGGCAUUGGCAGGCCUGCCACAACUUACAACCUAGUUGUCGACACCAGUAGCUCAAACACGUGGAUUGGAGCCUCCACUCCGUACGUGAAGACCAGCACCAGCGUUAACACUGGUCAGCUUGUGUCGUUCGGCUAUGGUUCUGGCGCUUUCUUUGGAACUGAGUACACCGACGCUUUCACUCUCAGUGAUGGGCUCAUCAUUACCGACCAAUCCAUCGGCGUUUCUUCUCCUUCUAUGGCGUUCGGCUUCGCCGGUGUUGACGGUAUCCUUGGUCUCGGGCCUGUUGCCUUGACAGAGGGUACCUUGAAUAAUCAACCGGUGACGCAGAUACCGACCGUCACUGAGAACCUGUACAACCAGAACAUCAUUUCUCAGAACGUCGUCGGUAUCUCUUUCGAUCCCAUCACUUCGCUGACGGGUACCAAUGGGGAGCUCACCUUCGGUGGAACUAAUCCUGCCAAGUACACCGGUUCCAUUGCAUAUACUCCUAUCACCGCCACAUUCCCUGCAACCUUCUACGCGGGCAUCAACGGGAGCAUCACUUACGGCACCACGACGCUCUUGUCUGCAGCUGGUAUCGUUAACACUCGCACCGCCCUCAUUUAUGUUGCUACCGACGUCUUUACUGAGUACCAGUCUGCAACCUGCUCUACUCUGGAUGAGGCGACUGGUCUUCUUCGUAUUACCUCCACCCAGUACAGUGCCCUCAAGAACCUGAACUUCGAAAUUGGCAGCAGCACCUAUGCUCUUACACCAAACGGCCAGAUCUGGCCUCGUUCACUCAACACAUAUAUUGGUGGUAGUAGCAGCGCUAUUUAUCUCAUUAUUAAUGACAUUGGCUUGCCCAGUGGUCAAGGUAUCGACUUCAUCCUCGGCUACACAUUCCUCGAGCGUUUCUACUCCGUGUUCGAUACCACCAACUCCCGUGUCGGUUUUGCCACAACCAAAUACACUAAUGCCACAACCAACUAA
Messenger RNA from Suillus clintonianus, 1233 nucleotides. Its product is annotated as aspartic peptidase domain-containing protein. Gene Ontology annotation, biological process: proteolysis. The record is from RefSeq and is a predicted model, not a curated record. The coding region runs from base 1 to 1233 and encodes 410 amino acids. Lineage: Eukaryota; Fungi; Basidiomycota; Agaricomycetes; Boletales; Suillaceae. Gene Ontology annotation, molecular function: aspartic-type endopeptidase activity. The transcript is spliced from 6 exons.